GCGUAUUUCUUCUGUGUUCAUCGGUGACGGUGCAGUGUUGUGUUUGAUUUCAGACAAUGGCCGAUGAAGUUUCAGCAGAGGAUUAUCCCACUGAAAUUGAGGAAAAUCUCAACGAUUUCGAGUCCUCUGUGAGCUCAGUCCAGAAUGUGGUCCAAACCCUUGUGUCCGUCUCUAGAAGUGAUCGCCUGCUUAAGCUGGAUCAUCUUGAUCAAGCCAAAUUGGAUCUGAUGUCUGCAUAUGCCCUCAACUCAAUGUUCUGGAUGUAUUUGGUGACGCAAGGAGUCAAUCCGAAAGACCAUGGGAUUAAACAAGAAUUGGAGAGAAUCAGGACAUACAUGAACAAAGUGAAGGAGAUCACAGACAAAAGAAAAGCUGCACGUUUGGACAAAGACGCAGCAUCACGAUUUGUUCGGAAUGCACUGUGGGAUGCAGAGGACAAGAAAAGAAAGGACACAACUGAACAUUCCCAUAGAGGAAAACACAAGAGAUUCACUUGACUUGAGCUGACUGUGAAACCCUUUUUUUACAUGCCUUCUCACAAAUAUUCUUGCACACUUUGGAUUAUACAAAACAGAUGUCAUGUCAUUGCACUGACAAACAGCAUUGGAAGCACAGUGUUAACCUUGUGAAUGCCCACGCUGUCAUAUUGCUCAUAUUGUACAUGUUUGAAGCAGCGUCAUUCUUUCAAAAGGGUGGCCUAUUUCAGACUAAGGAAGACCGUUACACAUAAAUAUGUUUUUCCAGAUUUUUGUACAAUUUCCUUUUUUAUUGUUUCCACUUGCAUUUAAAAAGCUGUUAUUUUUCACAGUUGUGAGUAUGCUUUAUGUUUGGGCUUUUAUAAUAUGAUGUUUAAUGUGGACCAUCCUUAUUACCAGUUCUAUUAAAACUUUUAAAGCCA
This is a messenger RNA of Myxocyprinus asiaticus (Chinese sucker), 898 nucleotides long. Its product is annotated as nuclear nucleic acid-binding protein C1D-like. The transcript has 5 exons. Gene Ontology annotation, biological process: regulation of gene expression; maturation of 5.8S rRNA. The coding region runs from base 57 to 497 and encodes 146 amino acids. Gene Ontology annotation, cellular component: exosome (RNase complex); nucleolus. Gene Ontology annotation, molecular function: RNA binding; DNA binding. The record is from RefSeq and is a predicted model, not a curated record. Lineage: Eukaryota; Metazoa; Chordata; Actinopteri; Cypriniformes; Catostomidae.